Molecule: messenger RNA, 1722 nt
Organism: Chionomys nivalis (European snow vole)
Lineage: Eukaryota; Metazoa; Chordata; Mammalia; Rodentia; Cricetidae
Product: POC1 centriolar protein homolog B-like
Biological process (GO): cilium assembly
Cellular component (GO): ciliary basal body; centriole
Molecular function (GO): protein binding
Source: RefSeq, a predicted model, not a curated record
CCCCGUCCCUCCCUGGCUCCCUCAGGCCCCGGAGCUGCCCGCUCCCCGCAUGGCCUCUGUCCGGGAGGACCCGAUUCUGGAACGUUAUUUUAAAGGCCACAAAGCUGCGAUCACUUCCGUGGACUUCAGCCCCAACAGCAAACAACUUGCCAGUGCCUCUUGGGACACCUUUCUUAUGCUGUGGAGUUUGAAGCCAAACACUAGAGCUUACAGAUAUGUGGGCCACAAGGACGUUGUGACCAGCGUGCAGUUUUCUCCACAAGGAAACUUAUUAGCCUCUGCUUCACGAGACAGAACUGAUAGGCUCUGGGUUCCUGAUAGGAGAGGGAAGUCCUCUGAGUUUAAGGGACACACGGCUCCAGUUUGCAGUGUGGCCUUCUCGGCUGAUGGCCAGCUUCUGGUUACAGCUUCUGAAGACAAAUCGAUCAAAGUAUGGAACAUGUUCCGCUGGCGCUUCCUCUACUCCCUGUGCCGGCACACACACUGGGUCCGCAGCGCCAAAUUCUCACCCGACGGGAGGUUAAUCGUGUCAUGUAGUGAGUAUAAAACCAUUAAAAUUUGGGAUACUGCCAGCAAGCAAUGUGUCAAUAACUUCUCGGAUUCUGGAGGGUUUGCAAAUUUUGUGGACUUUAACCCUAAUGGUACAUGCAUAGCUUCAGCGGGUUCUAAUCAUACGGUGAAAAUCUGGGAUAUAUGAGUGAACAAAUUACUCCAGCACUACCAAGUUCACAGCUGCAGUGUGAACUGUCUAUCAUUCCAUCCUUCGGGAAACAGCCUAGUCACGGCCUCUUCUGAUGGGACACUCAAGAUUCUGGAUCUCCGAGGAAGGCUCAUAUACACACUUCAAGGACAUACGGGUCCUGUCUUUACUGUUGCAUUUUCAAGGGAUGGAGAGCUGUUUACAUCAGGAGGUGCGGAUGCCCAGGUCUUACUAUGGAGGGCCAACUUCAGUCAGUUGCACUGCAAAGAUCCUAAUAAAAGAAACCUCAAAAGAUUGCAUUUCGAGUCCUCUCCACACCUUCUUGACAUCUACCCACGAUCACCGCAUCUCCAUGAAGAGAAGAAGGAGAUUAUUGAAAUUAAUCCAAAACUUGAGGUGAUGGAUUUGCAGAGUUCCUCUCCCCCUGUCGUGGAUGUCCUUUCUUUCGAUUCUACCACAACAACAGAUUCUGCUAGCCGAGCUGUACCAGAGAAGGGUGAAGACAUUUGUGGGUAUUUCCUGAACCCUUCCUUAAUACCAGAGCGCUCAGCAACCACUGUGAAAAAGAAAGCAGAAGACUUAAGUGACCUCCCCUUGGAGAGCCAAAGAAGCGUGCCGCUCGCUGUGACUGACGCUCUAGAGCACAUCAUGGAACAGCUCAACGUCUUGACACAGACUGUUUCAAUUCUGGAGCAGCGACUAACUUUGACAGAAGAUAAGCUGACAGGCUGCCUUGAGAAUCAGCAAAAGCUUUUCAAUGUCAUCCAGCAGAGAACUUGACUGAGAAAGUGUGUGAGCACAAACCAAUAAAGGAAGACCUAUUCAGACGCUCAGGCAGGUGUAGCCAAGGCGGUCCACCCCCACCAUGCACUCAUUACCACAGCUUCUUUGGAGGGCGAGCAACAGAACAAAAGGUUGAAGUCAUUUUUUAAGAACUAAUUUAAACACAUAAAUCAGUGUCAAGGAUCAAUUUAAGCUCCUCCCAGUUAUAAUUGCAGUAAUGAAAUUAUAAGCAUUUAAAU